UGGCUUUUUUUAAUUCAAUUCAACUUUUUCGUCGAGAAAUAUCCAUCAAAAGAUAUUUCCUUGGAAUCUCCGGCCUCUCCCGAGUUCAUUUGGCACUGGACUCUUUGUUUCUCUUUUCUCUCUCUUUUUUUUUAAUCCCUUGAAAAUCCAUUAAAAAGUUUUGAGUUUCGGGUUGUUCUUGGCUUCUCAAGCUCCAAAGCCCAGGAUAAAAAAAAAUGUUGCUUUCUAAAGGAAGAACCCCCUUUUGCUCCCCAAAUAGGCACUGCUCUCAAUGGGCAUGGACCUACUUGAAGUAUUGCUUGUGCACUGCAAAGGAUGGUGUCGCAUUAUCCCUUGGAUUGGUCAGUGUAUUUAGUUGGGGUGUAGCUGAAGUUCCACAGAUCAUAACAAAUUUCAAAGAGAAAUCCACUGAGGGCCUCUCGAUUGCGUUUCUGAUGACAUGGAUUGUUGGAGACCUUUUCAAUCUUAUGGGCUGUUGGUUGGAGCCAGAAACUUUGCCAACACAGUUCUAUAUGGCCGUGUUGUAUACGUUUACGACAGUGGUUCUGACAGGACAAACUGUAUAUUAUGGUCACAUUUACCCUCAGAUGAAAGCUAACAGAAUUAGUCUACUCCAUAAGAGCCAGAAACUGGAGGAUGCAUUAGCAAAAGAGAAGCUAUUAUACAAAAUUGACGAGAAAGAAGAUAAAACUAAUGAUGAUCAAGCCAAUGGAUCUGACCACGUAAAUGAAGUUUGUCAUGUUGCUAGCUCACCAAUUUCGGUCUCUUCACUAUAUUACACGUCGGCGCGUUCUUUAUCAAAGAGUCCAGUACCUAUAACUGGAACCUGGUCAGCACACACACGAGAUUCUGGAAGAACACCUUCUAUUCUCACUCAUGAUCAGAACUCACCAAGAGAGCCUCUACUUGGUAGACUCGGUCCUGCACAAUCUGCACCGGCUUUGACAACUAAAAAUAUGCUUUGUGUGGUUUCUUCAUCAGUUUUUCUCCUUUGUACUUAUCACUUUCAUAUAUCCACAAGUCACACUUUCGAUAAAUCGCCUCCUGGCAUGAUCAUAAUGGUGGGCCGCAAACUUUUACAGUCCCAGGCUGAUGGCUCCUCAGUAGGCCAUGGUGGUGUAGGAAGCGAAAUUGGAACCAUUCUUGGCUGGGCAAUGGCAGCUAUUUAUAUGGGAGGGCGGCUUCCGCAAAUCUGCUUAAAUAUUAGAAGAGGCAAUGUGGAGGGCCUCAGUCCUCUUAUGUUUAUAUUUGCGCUGAUUGGAAAUGCCACAUAUGUUGGGAGUAUACUUGUGAAUAGUGUGGAUUGGUCAAAAAUCAGGCCUAACAUGCCAUGGUUAGUCGAUGCAGGAGGAUGUGUUCUUCUGGAUUCCUUUAUACUCGUUCAGUUUGUGUAUUUUAGCUAUUGGAGAAGUGAGAAUGCAGGAAACAGAUGUGAUUCUUGAUUUCUGCACGAGGCUAUUCAAUAAACUUCAGUGAACAUACUCAGGAGAAUCAUCCCCAUCGCACGAUCAAUAAUCAACUGACUCGCUGUGAAAAUUCACGUUGAAGAAGGGCAUCAUUCGACAUCGCGGCUUUCUUUUUCUCUUUUUGAAGGGAAGAGUUGAGAAAGGAUUUUGUUGAUUUUAUACAUGAUAUUGAAGAGUUUUUGUGAAACUUUUUGUACUGGAGUAGUGUUUUUUUUCUUUUCUGGUGUUGUGGGUUUGUGCUUAUGUAUAAGCAACGAAACUUUUCUGUCUCGAAUAAAUUGUGAGGAAUGGAACAAAGGGGAUUAAGUUAUUCAGUGAACACGCCCUUAUUCUA
Messenger RNA from Asparagus officinalis (garden asparagus), 1800 nucleotides. RefSeq names its product probable vacuolar amino acid transporter YPQ1. The transcript is spliced from 14 exons. The coding region runs from base 216 to 1442 and encodes 408 amino acids. NCBI's taxonomy places the organism in Eukaryota, Viridiplantae, Streptophyta, Magnoliopsida, Asparagales, Asparagaceae. The record is from RefSeq and is a predicted model, not a curated record.